UUUGUUACACAGUCGGGUUUGAAACCCGGGUUAAUUUUUUGACUUUUACAAAUUAGGGCCUGGAUGAACAAAGCAAUUCCAUGAUUGUUGGCUCUCUAAACUGAAAUAAAUCUACAGAUCAUUCUUCAAAAAGAAAAAUAUAUAUAUACAUAACAAUAAUGCAGACAGUUGGUGAACAAAAGUUUCCCCAAUUCUAUCAUUACCCACCUUACUUCACGCUGCAGCCUGUGAGGGAAACUAGAGAGAAACAAAUACAGCUAUGGAAGGAACUUAUUCUCGAUUAUUGUCGUUCCCACAAGAUAUUCGUUAUCGGGUUGGAACAGGACUUUCCUUUAUUCACCAACCCUGCAAUUCAAAGAUCUCUGAAUUAUGAAGCAAGAGAAGCAUUUCUGUCUGCUAUCGUCUUGGAUGGACGUGCAGAAUGGAUGGACAAGAAUCAUAGGCAAUGUCUCAUCCUCUGGCAUAGGAUAAAAGACUGGGCGGACAUUAUAUUAAACUUUGUCAAGGAGAAUGGCUUAGAGGACAGUGUAAUGACAGUGGAGGAAAUACGUACAGGGAUUGAAUCACGGGGAACAGAUAUACAUGGAAUGGACCGUACUGUUCUAAUGAGAGCACUUAAACUCUUGGAGAAUAAGGGAAAGCUUGCAAUCUUCAAGGGGACUUCCGCAGACGAUGAAGGUGUAAAGUUUUCUGUUUAACAUGAUCUGCAAAGACAACUUUUCGGUAAAGAUGUUGAUAUGUUGUGUACUUGAUGCAUUACAUUUUUUUAUAUCAUGAUGUGUUGAAAGCUUCAAUUUUAGCAA
Erigeron canadensis is the source of this 803-nucleotide messenger RNA. RefSeq names its product vacuolar protein sorting-associated protein 25. The transcript has 7 exons. Gene Ontology annotation, cellular component: ESCRT II complex. Gene Ontology annotation, biological process: protein transport to vacuole involved in ubiquitin-dependent protein catabolic process via the multivesicular body sorting pathway. Bases 159 to 698 code for a protein of 179 amino acids. Gene Ontology annotation, molecular function: protein homodimerization activity; structural molecule activity. The record is from RefSeq and is a predicted model, not a curated record. NCBI's taxonomy places the organism in Eukaryota, Viridiplantae, Streptophyta, Magnoliopsida, Asterales, Asteraceae.